AUGGACGCGUCAAAUGAGCAGACCACGGAGAGAACCGAUCUCCAACGACCAUUGGUGGACCAAAAACCACCGCCCUCGGACGUCGGACUCGAGAGCAUUUUAACGGAGAAUAGCCUUCCGUACCCGAGGCGCGUGUACUUAGGCGCAUGUAUAGAACUGAAAAUACUUCUCAGGUUAGCACUUCCGGCGAUACUUGUCUAUAUAGUCAACAGUGGAAUGAGUAUCUCUGCUCGAAUCUUCGCCGGACAUAUCGGAAGCCACGAACUCGCCGCUGCUUCCAUCGGAAAUAGCUGCUUUAGUCUCGUCUAUGGCCUCAUGUUAGGCAUGGGAAGUGCAGUCGAGACUCUAUGUGGACAAGCAUAUGGAGCUCACCGCUACAACAUGCUUGGAAUCUAUUUCCAAAGAGCAACUAUUGUCCUCGCUCUAGUCGGUUUGCCCAUGACAGUACUAUACACCUUCUCGUACCCGGUUCUACUUGUGUUAGGUGAGCCCAAAAUGGUCUCGUUCAUGGGUUCCUUGUACAUCGUCGGGCUUAUGCCUCAGAUCUUCGCUUACGCCGUCAACUUCACGGCUCAAAAGUUCCUCCAGGCCCAAAGCGUGGUCACCCCCAGUGCGUACAUCUCAGCCGCAGCCCUCUUCCUCCAGAUCUCGCUAACGUGGAUGACCGUUAACAUGAUGGGCUUAGGUCUUAUGGGCAUCGCUUAUGCUCUGACUAUCUCUUGGUGGGUCAUAGUUGUGGCCCAGAUUUUGUAUAUUACGAGUAGUCAAAGGUUUAGACACACAUGGACUGGUCUUAGUUGGAGAUCGUUUCAUGGUCUUUGGAGUUUUUUCAAACUCUCUGUUGGUUCUGCUGUUAUGAUCUGUCUCGAGAUGUGGUAUUCGCAGAUUCUUGUUCUUCUCGCUGGUCUGCUUAAAGAACCUGCUCUCUCUCUAGAUUCUCUAUCCAUAUGCAUGUCAGUUUCAGCUUUAUCCUUCAUGGUCUCCGUAGGCUUCAACGCAGCUGCAAGCAUACGGACAAGUAAUGAGCUUGGAGCAGGUAAUCCAAAAUCGGCUUUGUUCUCUGCAUGGACGGCGACUUUUGUUUCCUUCGUGAUCUCUCUCGCAGAGGCCCUUGCCGUGAUAGCUUCACGUGAUUACAUUAGCUAUAUUUUCACGUCGGAGGCUGAUGUGGCUAAAGCCGUCUCUGACCUCUGCCCUUUUCUCGCCGUCACCAUCAUUCUCAACGGAAUCCAGCCAGUCUUGUCCGGAGUGGCAGUAGGAUGUGGAUGGCAAACAUUCGUUGCAUAUGUAAAUGUUGGUUGUUACUAUAUUAUUGGUAUUCCUGUUGGCUGUAUACUCGGCUUCGCUUUCAAUUUUCAAGCCAAGGGGAUAUGGACCGGGAUGAUUGGAGGUACCCUUAUGCAAACCCUCAUUUUACUGUACGUCACGUACCGAACAGAUUGGGAUAAAGAGGUGGAAAAAGCGAGAAAGCGAUUGGAUAUGUGGGACGAUAAAUAAUCUCUUCAAAAUUAAACGAGUAAUGGAUUUCAUGAAAAAUGAAUUGAUGUGAUCAAACAGAAACUUAAAGGAUGCAAAGAUGAAAGAAGAGGAAAGAACAAAAGACGAAAGGUGCCGAAAUCUCACUGCUUAGUAAGGACAAUGCUGUCCAGCUAACUACAACCAUAAAAUCUUGGUAGAUUAUACAACGUGAAAUUCAUUUUUAUGUUUUCCGGCAAGUUUGAAUUUUUUUGUCCACAUAGUCAUUCUUUUUCAAUUGAUAAUUUUGGCCG
Messenger RNA from Brassica oleracea var. oleracea, 1769 nucleotides. Its product is annotated as protein TRANSPARENT TESTA 12-like. The transcript has 8 exons. Gene Ontology annotation, cellular component: membrane. Lineage: Eukaryota; Viridiplantae; Streptophyta; Magnoliopsida; Brassicales; Brassicaceae. Gene Ontology annotation, molecular function: xenobiotic transmembrane transporter activity; antiporter activity. The record is from RefSeq and is a predicted model, not a curated record. Bases 1 to 1497 code for a protein of 498 amino acids. Gene Ontology annotation, biological process: xenobiotic detoxification by transmembrane export across the plasma membrane.